GACACCUUUGAUGAUGGGAGCAUAAUAAUUAAAAAAAAUAAAAAUAAGAGGAAACAAAAUUAUAAAGUAUGCUUAAUGCUAAUAGUACCAUUAAAGCAAGAUAAUGUAGGGAAGGAAGAAAAAGAAGGCUAAAGCACUUUCAUUGGUCCCAUUCCAUGUCUCCUCACUAGUCCCCUUUGAUGUGAUCCUCCAAAAAAAAAUUUGUCAUUUUCUUCCACUGCUAUUCUAUUGUCUUCUCCCUUCCAAAACCAAAACCAAAACCUUCCCUUUCUUCCUUGCUUCACAAAAUCAAAUACUAAAUGAAUUACCAUCACCAAUACUGACUCAGAUAUGUCCACCAAAGGAAAAGACAUAGCAGAAGGAUCAUCAAGAUCUUCUUCUUCUGCUACUUCUGCUAUUGUUUCUGAUCAUCAGCAGCAGCUACAACAACAUCAGCAACAACAACAACAACAUCCUCUGAGUAGGUAUGAAUCUCAGAAGAGAAGGGAUUGGAACACUUUUGGGCAGUACUUGAGGAACCAAAGGCCUCCUGUGGCACUAUCACAGUGCAAUUCCAACCAAGUGCUGGAUUUUCUAAGGUACUUGGAUCAGUUUGGGAAGACUAAAGUGCAUGCUCAAGGGUGUCUCUUCUUUGGUCAAGUUGAGCCACCUGGUCCUUGCACUUGCCCUCUAAAACAAGCUUGGGGGAGCCUUGAUGCUCUCAUUGGAAGGCUAAGAGCUGCAUAUGAAGAAAAUGGAGGCUUGCCUGAGACUAAUCCAUUUGCCAGUGGUGCCAUAAGAGUUUAUCUCCGUGAGAUUCGAGACUCUCAAGCUAAAGCAAGAGGGAUCCCUUAUAAGAAGAAAAAGAAGAAGAGGAAUCUCAUCAAGCCCAACGGGGACAGCUCAAACUUACCUUUGCAGCAGUAAAAUUUUUGUUUGGCAUCUUCUUCUUCUGCUUAAUAAUAACAAUGGUCUCCCAAAAUGAUUUCAAAGUCCUGAGUCUGUUACUAUAGGCCUUGUAUAUGUGUUACAAAACCUUAGCUGCAGCUCUGCAAAUUGACUCUAUCAAUGUCCUUGGGUCAAGUUAAACCUUUCUCUGUGUGUUUUGUUAUUUGAAUGAAAAUUUAGACUGAAGUUCAUGAAGAGUUAGUAUUGGGUAAGUCCUACUGUAUUCACCCUUAUGCCUCAGUAACAUAUCAAGCAUAGUGGGGUGAAAAUAACUUCGAAUUUUCUUCCAAGCAGUGUGUAUGAUGCAUUGUAUGUUCAAUUUUCAUUGAAAUAUUUCUGCUUAGUUUCUUCUGA
This is a messenger RNA of Vigna angularis (adzuki bean), 1281 nucleotides long. RefSeq names its product protein LIGHT-DEPENDENT SHORT HYPOCOTYLS 7. The transcript is spliced from 2 exons. Lineage: Eukaryota; Viridiplantae; Streptophyta; Magnoliopsida; Fabales; Fabaceae. Bases 331 to 906 code for a protein of 191 amino acids. Gene Ontology annotation, biological process: response to light stimulus; mRNA transcription. The record is from RefSeq and is a predicted model, not a curated record. Gene Ontology annotation, cellular component: nucleus.